AAAGAAGCAGAGAAUUGCCUGAGUCUGUACGAUCAGCAGCUAAAAAAGAAAUGAUGAACUGCAGAGCUAUCUUCAUCAUCUUAGCCAUCCUGAUGCUUUCUGGACAAUUGACAGAUGGCCGAGCCAUUGGUGCAGUGAAAUUCGAUCUGCGCUGUCAUUGUAUCCGAUCUGCACUCGGGAUCCCCCGAAAGUACAUCAAGAAACUUGAAAUCAUACCCGCAGGUCCGCACUGCACCAAAGUUCAAAUCAUUGCAACCCUUAGAAAAGGAAGGAAGGUCUGUGUGAAUCCAAAGGCAGAUUUGAUAAAAAAGAUAGGAAGGCCUUUGCAAUGAAAAGAAGAUAUUUGAGUGGAAAUGGACAAUCCCUUCGAACUGAUUAGUAACUCUUGCAAGAUUGCAGUUAUUUCUGGUGAUUAUGUUGGUUGAACCUUUCCAGAUAACUUUGUUUGAAAGGAUACAUGUUAUUAACACCAAAACGUGCCUGAAAUGAAAGGGGCUCAUGUCUUGUCCUGUUGGGUCAUGUAUUAAUUUCCAUACACCUACAGAUCUAUCUUGGCAGAUACUUCAUGUUUACUCAGCAGUUAAGAGUCCCUUUCUAUAACUGGAAUUUCGAUCUAGAGUGAAGUGGUGAGAGGGGGCAUAGGGUCAGUACUGAUGGUCAGUAUAUUUGCACUGGUUUAAGUCCUUUCUUUUACUCUGAGUAGAUUCAGAAAUACUUAAGAAUAUUUGUUUCGUCAUUGAAAUUUACAUCACAGUUUUCCAUAAAAUAUACUUGUCAAUCAUUACCUGGAAAUACUUCAACACAGUGCUAUAAUUCCACACUGGAAGUGUUAACAUAACAAACUUUUCACUCUGUCCUAUUUCCUGUCUGGGUAUUUUUUUUGUACAUUUAGAUUAUUCUUCAUUAUCAUGUUGGUACUGAGUGUAGUCGUUGGUUGUAGUGGGUUAGCUUAGUUGAAGAAGUUAUCAACUUGCAGCCAGGUCAGUAAACUGAGGGACACUGGCUUGCUUACAUAACAUGGAAAGAACAAUUGAUACUAGAUGAUCAGAUAUAGAAGUAAAUUAUGAUUUUUAAAAAUAAUUCAUAUUGUCACACUUAAUUUGCAAUGAGUUUUAUCUCAGAUCAGUCAGGUUAGUUGUAGUUUGGUCUAUGUUGUUUACUAGAUGGAAAUGUUGAAAGUCCAAAUAGCAGUCACUACUUCAGACAAGUGCUCAUUCUAAUAUAAUAGUGUUCCCACUCAAUGUCAGUUCUACUCAGUCAUACUCAGUAACUGUCCAGAAUAGUAUGCAUAUCUACAUACAUCAUUUAAGCAUUUUUAAUAUAAGAAGCUCCACGUGUAUUGAAGAUUGUUGUAUCAUUGACAUUU
This is a messenger RNA of Chiloscyllium plagiosum (whitespotted bambooshark), 1366 nucleotides long. RefSeq names its product permeability factor 2-like. Gene Ontology annotation, cellular component: extracellular region. NCBI's taxonomy places the organism in Eukaryota, Metazoa, Chordata, Chondrichthyes, Orectolobiformes, Hemiscylliidae. Gene Ontology annotation, molecular function: chemokine activity. The record is from RefSeq and is a predicted model, not a curated record. Gene Ontology annotation, biological process: immune response; chemotaxis; defense response.